CACUUAAAUUUGUACGACGACAAAUUUUAGCCAUAUGGAUUGUUUUGGGGAAUGGGAUUUUUGCAGCUCCAUUUUAUCACUGGAAGAGCUUGAUUUUGCGCCAUUUAAUAAUAGUCCUCCCGCCGGGGCCGAUGCUUGGUUUUGUUCUUUGGAUUACGCCAAUAAUUUUGUGGAUCAAAUUCCUUGUUGUAUUGCUGCUGAUGAUCACUCCAUAGCCAGUGGUGGCAUUGCCAUGGAAGAGAUGAAGAAUAUGGAGUCCAUUUUAGUGCAAGAGAUGACUGGUUUUUGUGGCCAUGAUGAACAUAGCAUUCUCCCAAAUCAACUGUUGCACCAAAAAAGGAAAUCAAAUCUCCCUGCUGAUGAUGAUCACAACAAUCUCCACGUCCCCAAAAAGAAGAUUCGAACUUCAAACAAUGUACAGAAAACUAGGAAGCCAAAUGUGAAGACGAUGCAGAAGUUGGGGAGUCGCGGGCGGAAAUGCGAAGAAGAAGAGGAAAAUGGAGUGUCUGAUCAUAUGAACAGUUACAGCAGUGAAAACUCAUCAGAGGAUGAAAAUGCUUCACAGGAAUUAACUAAUGGAGGCCAUGAUCGGGCCGAGGCCGAGCCCCCAAAAGCCAAGACCAGAGCCUCUAGAGGCUCGGCAACUGAUCCACAGAGUCUUUACGCAAGGAAGAGAAGGGAGAGGAUCAACGAGCGGCUCAGAAUCCUGCAGAAACUUGUCCCAAAUGGAACAAAGGUUGACAUUAGCACAAUGCUUGAGGAAGCAGUUCAUUAUGUGAAAUUUCUGCAGCUCCAAAUAAAGCUUUUGAGCUCUGAUGAGUUGUGGAUGUAUGCUCCAAUCGCUUACAAUGGGAUGGAUAUUGGUCUCCAGCAGAGGCUUUCUUCAUUUUUAUGACGAAACUAAAAUUACCCUUUUUUUUUCUU
Momordica charantia (bitter melon) is the source of this 924-nucleotide messenger RNA. It is a transcript of the gene RSL4, whose product is annotated as root hair defective 6-like 4. Lineage: Eukaryota; Viridiplantae; Streptophyta; Magnoliopsida; Cucurbitales; Cucurbitaceae. Gene Ontology annotation, cellular component: nucleus. Gene Ontology annotation, molecular function: RNA polymerase II cis-regulatory region sequence-specific DNA binding; protein dimerization activity; DNA-binding transcription factor activity, RNA polymerase II-specific. Gene Ontology annotation, biological process: regulation of transcription by RNA polymerase II. The record is from RefSeq and is a predicted model, not a curated record.